Dendronephthya gigantea is the source of this 1270-nucleotide messenger RNA. RefSeq names its product caspase-7-like. The transcript has 4 exons. Gene Ontology annotation, biological process: proteolysis; apoptotic process. Lineage: Eukaryota; Metazoa; Cnidaria; Anthozoa; Malacalcyonacea; Nephtheidae. Gene Ontology annotation, cellular component: cytoplasm. Bases 101 to 1126 code for a protein of 341 amino acids. The record is from RefSeq and is a predicted model, not a curated record.
CACCCAAGAACAGCAAAGAUUAAGACCAGGGCAGCAAGAAGCACCCCUGGAGUAGUAUAUUCUCUCAGGAGUUUUGAAAAGUGUUCUGAGAGAUCUGAUAAUGCGGUUUUUUCUCAGAUGGCUGUUGGGUUUAUGGCUUUGGAUAAGAAAGAAUGUGCCUUUACCAAGGUUAAUAAUAACGAAAUACGACCAUGACAGCGACUACAGUGACAGUGACGAUGACGAUGUAUGCAGAGUGCCGUAUGAUUCUAGGACAGGAGUCUAUGACGAAGUUGAUCAUGUUAACUCUGACGGAGGCUUAGGCCGAGCGACCCGAAUACUUGAAGUUUCAUUGAGAAGAAAUGAUGAAGAAAAAAUUGUUCGAAUGAAGAAUCCCUACUGCGUUCUCAUAAUCAACAUAAACUUUGAUGGCAAGAUGGGUCCUCGAAAUGGCGGCGAAGCGGAUCGGGAAAAUAUCGAGAGGUUACUCAGUAAUGCUGGAUUUAACACCGUUCAUGUUCAUAAUGACGUUGUACGCAAAGACACCCUGGAAAUCAUGGAUCGUAUCUCAAACUCGCCUGAAAUAGCUGCCCAUGAUGGCCUUCUUGUGUUUAUAUCAAGUCAUGGCAGAAGAAAAGGUAUUUUAACAACGGAUAAGAAGAUUGUCGAAGUCGACGAAAUGACAUCACGGGUGAACGGGAAGCAAUGUGAAGCUCUGCGUGGAAAACCAAAGAUGUUCUUCAUCUCAGCUUGCCGGGGAACGAAGACCGACCGCGGAGUUCCUAUAAAGCAAGGUCCUAUAACCCAUGAUGCAGGUUUCGAUGAGAAAGUCGUACCCAGACUUCCAACACAAGCAGAUUUUUUAGUAUGCUACUCCACUACCCCGGAUCAUAUCUCCCACCGAAGAUUCACCCUAGGGGUGAAAAGUUCCCCGAAAAUGGGAACAUGGUUGAUCAGCGCGCUAACCCGAGUCUUUGAGGAACGAAUGAAAGAUGAAGACGUCAUGGAAAUGUUAACACGUGUUAAUGCAAUCGUUGCCGACAUGUCAAGUCAUGAUGAUCACGUGAACGGUACGAAGCAAAUGCCAGUCCAGAUGUUCAUGUUAAGACAUCGAGUGUAUUUAGGUCAUCCAGAUCGGAUCUCAUAAACAUAACUGGACAUGAUAAUAUCAAUGCAGCGUGGGAUAGAAAGAACUACAUAAGCUCUAUUUUAUUCCAAUAGAUAAAUAUCUCAAGACGUAAUUUCCUGAAUGUACCAGAAUUUAUGGUUAGCAUUAAAGUAUUGCGACAAU